Molecule: messenger RNA, 2104 nt
Organism: Oncorhynchus gorbuscha (pink salmon)
Lineage: Eukaryota; Metazoa; Chordata; Actinopteri; Salmoniformes; Salmonidae
Product: lysine-specific demethylase phf2-like
Biological process (GO): protein demethylation; regulation of transcription by RNA polymerase II
Molecular function (GO): transcription coregulator activity; histone demethylase activity
Source: RefSeq, a predicted model, not a curated record
UGCAACGAGGAUACAUUUUAUGUUGGUUUAUGAGUGGCUGGAUACUACAGGCACCAGGGGGCAGGAAAACAAUGAUGCACUUCAGGAACAUUAUCGACCUCUGUGCUAAAUCAGGACGAUAACCAACUUAAUGUAAGAUCAGUGGAUGAUGGACUUGUGGAUGUAAUUUAAUGUCCAGCGGAACUGGCUAGCUUCGGCUUGUGGAAGAUCUUCAUAUUGCAUUUUGUUGCAGUAGAGUUGCUGCUGCCCCGUCUCUCUCCCUCCUAUCCGACGUUGUUGUCAAUGAUCUAACAUGGCGACUGUACCAGUAUAUUGCAUCUGCAGAUUACCGUACGACGUUACCCAGUUUAUGAUCGAAUGUGACGCAUGCAAGGACUGGUUUCACGGAAGCUGUGUUGGUGUGGAUGAAGAUGAGGCUCCAGACAUUGACAUCUACCACUGUCCCAACUGUGAGAAGACAGACGGAAAAUCCACCAUGAAAAACAAGAAAAGGAAUAAACACGACACGGGACAGAGUGGAGACAUCCGAGCUGUUCAGAACGGCAGUCAGGUGUUCAUCAAGGAGCUACGCAGUCGCACCUUCCCCAGCUCAGAGGACAUUGUGGUGAAGCUGACCGGCAGUCAGCUGACGAUGGACUACCUGGAAGAGGUUGGUUUUAACGAGCCGAUCCUGGUUCUGAAGAAGGACGGUCUGGGGAUGUCCAUGCCCGCUCCUACCUUCUACAUAAAUGAUGUGGAGAACCAUGUUGGUCCAGACGUGGGUGUGGAUGUGAUAGAUGUGACCAAGCAGACUGACUGUAAGAUGAAACUCAAGGACUUUGUAGAUUACUACUACAGCACCAACAGGAAGAAAGUGUUAAACAUUAUCAACCUGGAGUUCUCUGACAAAAGAAUGGACAGUAUAGUGGAGAGCCCUCAGAUUGUGCGGAGGUUGUCGUGGGUAGAGAACUACUGGCCAGACGAUGCUCUCCUGGGGAAACCUAAAGUCACCAAGUACUGUCUGAUCGGUGUUAAAGACAGCUACACUGACUUCCACAUCGAGUGUGGAGGGGCCUCCGUAUGGUACCACGUACUCAAGGGAGAGAAGAUCUUCUUCCUGAUCAAGCCCACGUCAGCUAACCUAUCGUUGUACGAGCGCUGGAGGUCCUCAGCCAAUCACACAGAGAUGUUCUUCGCUGACCAGGUGGACAAGUGUUACAAGUGUACUCUGAAGCAGGGACAGACCCUAUUCAUACCAUCAGGUUGGAUCAAUGCAGUUCUGACUCCAGUGGACACUCUGGCCUUUUCUGGACACUUUGUCCACAACCUGAGUGUUGAGAUGCAGAUGAGAGCAUAUGAGGUGGAGAAGCGUCUGAAGGUCAACUGUCUGACUCCGUUCCCCAACUUUGAGACAGCCUGCUGGUACGUGGGACGCCACCUGCUGGAGAGAUUCAAAGGUUUACACAAGUCCAACAAGCAACCAGCUGCCUACCUGGUCCACGGAGCUAAGAUCAUCAACGGAGCUUUUAGAGCUUGGACCAAGAAACAGGCUCUGUUAGAACACGAGGAUGAGCUUCCAGAGAACAUGAAGCCCACUCAGCUCAUCAAGGACCUGGCCAAGGAGAUCAGGAUCUCAGAGAAUGCGGCUAAAGCCAUUAAGAGUGAUUUGAGCAGCAAGGCUCCAGUGGAGGAACCCCCUGCUGCCCCAUCAGAGCCUGAGGACCCUGCUUCCCCCUCCAGCGUCCCCUCUCCCUCCCCUCCCCUCCGGGAAAAACCAGCUAGGAAGAAGGCCUCCAAGCCACCCAAGCCGCCCAAGAUGCCCAAGGCCCCCAAACCUCCCAAGGUCCCCAAAGUGAAGGAGGGAGGGAACAAGAAAGGAAAGAAAGAGAAGGAGGUCCCCCUUCCCCCUCCUCCUCCUCCAUCGAAGCCCUCCAGCCUGGCAGCUCUGGAGUCUCACGCUAAGGACAUCCUCAGCAAGAUGGACCAGCCCAAGAAGGGCAAGAUGGGGGGCAAGGUGGCGAACAACAUCCUGAGUAUGUCGGGGACCUGUAAGCAGAACGAUUUGGAGAAGAUUGAGAUCCGAGAACAGAACAAGAAACAGGCGGAGGCCAAGUGGAAAUAUAAG